AUGCCUCGGAACUCCUCAACAAAGCCUCUUCCUUCCACACCAGAUCCAAAUCCAAGUGCCAUCAAACUAGCAAACCUUGAACUAGAAAUAACGACAACCUUCUCAGACCAAACAACAACAGGCUCUCCAAUUGACGGCGGUCACAAAGCAUGGCGCCUUCUCCUCUCAGCCUUCGUGUUCGAAUCCCUUCUCUGGGGUUUCCCAUUAUCCUUCGGUGUCUUCCAGGAACAUUACACGCGAAUUCAAGAAUUCCGCAACAGUCCCUACAUCUCCAUCGUCGGCACCACCGCGUCCGGGAUCUCGUACCUCGGCGCCCCGUUUGUGGUCCCGUUUAUUCGCCGGUGGUCCAAGUACAGGACGCAUAUGAUUCUUGUCGGCUGGCCGUUAUUCAUCAUUGGCCUUGGAGUGCUAUAUGGAAUUGGGUUUAUUAUCUUCUACUACCCUAUUCUGUCGAUGGUGGACGAGUACUGGAUUCGCCGGAGGGGCAUGGCGUACGGGCUUCUUUGCAGUGCAUCUGGUGUUAGUGGCGCGGUGACGCCGUUGAGUCUUCAAGCUCUCCUGAAGCAAUACGGACAUAGGACGACGCUGAGGGGCGUAGCGGUGUUUCUGUUUGUUGUGACGGGGCCGCUUAUACCGUUGCUGAAGGGGAGGCCUGGGCAGAAGCAGAAUCGUCAGCAACCUACUCAUGGGACUGGGCGCUUCUUCCCCGCGCUAUUCCUCCCCUCAUACGCAAGCUCGAUUGGCCUCAGCACGUCAAAGGGCGCGCUACUACUUGCGCUCAUGAGCGUUUCCCAAAUCGCAGGCCAGUUCACAUUCGGCUAUCUCUCGGACAAGCGGACGUCAGUCAACGCACUCAUCACUGUAUCAGUAUCCAUCGCAGCGAUUGCAACACUCAGUGCAUGGGGUCUCGCACGCUCAAUAGCACCCCUAAUCCUCUUCGCACUCUUGUACGGCUUUUUCGGCGCUGGAUACACCGCGAUGUGGGCGAGGAUGGCCACUGCUGUCAGUGAAGAACCUUCUGCUGCACAAGCCAUCUUUGGGAUGUUCAACUUUGGCAAGGGUGUUGGGAAUAUUGCUGCGGGCCCAAUCAGCGCGGGGUUGUUGAGGUAG
Macroventuria anomochaeta is the source of this 1110-nucleotide messenger RNA. Its product is annotated as MFS general substrate transporter. NCBI's taxonomy places the organism in Eukaryota, Fungi, Ascomycota, Dothideomycetes, Pleosporales, Didymellaceae. Bases 1 to 1110 code for a protein of 369 amino acids. The transcript has 3 exons. The record is from RefSeq and is a predicted model, not a curated record. Gene Ontology annotation, molecular function: transmembrane transporter activity. Gene Ontology annotation, cellular component: fungal-type vacuole membrane. Gene Ontology annotation, biological process: transmembrane transport.